GGACCGUGGACUCUCCCUAAUAGUGUUGGUGACAAAGAAGCACGCAGCCCUGGCGAUGGCGGCAGCCAUGCUCUUCCCGAUUUCCUCGCCCGGAUUCUCCCACUGGCGAAUUGGGCGCUGCGAUUUCCAAGAGCGCAACCGCAGCGUCAAGCUAAAAUCGUCCAAUGCGGCCCAUCCAAUCGCCGCCAAGAACAACGGCCAAUUGGAUGGCGAUCGCGCCGGGAAGGACGCCAGAGAUGUCUUGGGCGGCGAUCCAGCUGCUUGCUGCUCUCGGUGUGGAUCCAGUGGCUCUGUGCAGUGCUUGACAUGCUCGGGGACGGGACUGUACGUGGAGUCCAUUCUAGAGAGCCAAGGGAUCAUCGCAAAAGUCCGAUGUUUGGGUUGCGGUGGCGCUGGAAGAAUCAUGUGUCCUCAAUGUGGAGGGCGAUGCCAUGCUUGAAGAUCUCCCAUCUUUUUGUAAAUAAACCAUGGUUUUGCUAGAAAUCUUCUCAAGAGAUAACUAUCAAGUUUUUUCUAG
This is a messenger RNA of Selaginella moellendorffii, 517 nucleotides long. RefSeq lists its product as uncharacterized. The coding region runs from base 56 to 439 and encodes 127 amino acids. The transcript is spliced from 3 exons. NCBI's taxonomy places the organism in Eukaryota, Viridiplantae, Streptophyta, Lycopodiopsida, Selaginellales, Selaginellaceae. The record is from RefSeq and is a predicted model, not a curated record.